This is a messenger RNA of Dichomitus squalens LYAD-421 SS1, 2297 nucleotides long. RefSeq names its product glycerol-3-phosphate-acyltransferase. Bases 56 to 2026 code for a protein of 656 amino acids. Gene Ontology annotation, molecular function: glycerol-3-phosphate O-acyltransferase activity; glycerone-phosphate O-acyltransferase activity. Gene Ontology annotation, cellular component: endoplasmic reticulum membrane. The record is from RefSeq and is a predicted model, not a curated record. Gene Ontology annotation, biological process: phospholipid biosynthetic process. The transcript is spliced from 10 exons. NCBI's taxonomy places the organism in Eukaryota, Fungi, Basidiomycota, Agaricomycetes, Polyporales, Polyporaceae.
GGCUGCCUUUCUUCUCCCCACCGCUCUUGCUGCUGUCGCCUGUUGCUUGCUCGCCAUGUCGGAUGCCUACGUAGCCCACAGGGUUAUCCGUCGCAUAGCAGGCUGGGCUGUCAUCUCAUUCUUCUCCGAGAUCCACGUCGUUGGGGGCGAGAAUGUCCCGAAGGAUGGUCCAAUUCUUGUAACCGCGACGCACCAUAAUAUGAUGCUCGACCCGGCCAUUUUGUCUAUCGCAUUUCCGUACAAGAGAAUCCUACACUAUUGGGCGAAAGCGUCCCUAUUUGCCAAUCCUGUUAUGAAGUAUGUCCUGACGUCCGCCGGUAACAUUCCCGUGGACCGCAAGGCUCAGGACAAGCGUCUUCUCUUCCGUGGGACGUUCCGGGCUCUAGCCAAGGGCAAGGCGGUGGCGUUAUUUCCCGAGGGUACAAGUUAUACAGAACCCCACAUCAUGCAGGUCAAAGACGGUGCUGCGUGGGCCGCGCUAGAAUACGUGAAAUGGGCGCAAGAGAAUCCAGACAAAGUGGGAAAGGGCGCCGAGAACGUCAUGAUCGUCCCGGCUGCCAUCGUCUACACGAACAAGUCGAAGUACCGUAGUCAGGUGAUUAUGGAAUUUGGACAGCCAAUCAGGAUGGAGGGCUAUCUUGAACAGUUCAUGUCCGGGGAAGAGGGAGCACCCCGGGCAGCCGUCAAGCGCUUGACGGCGGCAAUUGAGAAAGAGCUCACUCAGUUGACGAUCAACGCACCCGAUUGGGACACACUUUACGCAGCUCGGAUGGCUCGAGACCUGCUUUGGCAGGGUGAACGUUCUAUCAACAUUGAUGAAUUCGUCACCAUCUCUCAGACCCUUGUCGACCUCUUCUCUACCCCCGACCUCGUCCCGAAUAUUAACGCAAUCAAACGCUACCUCCUCACGUACUAUUCCCUCCUUGAGUCCACGCACCUCACGAACUCUGUCCUGUCUUCCCUGCCUCUGCCAGCUACCCUCGAUCCGCGCCAACCUGUGCCUCUUCCUAGCCGCCUGCUGACAUUGAGCGUUCUCAUCCGGGACUCAAUCGCACUUCUUUUGCCUCUUCCGUUCUAUAUUGUGCCUGUGAUACUUCAUGCUCCCGCCUAUGCAAUGGGCCGCUUUGGCGCACGUCUGGUGGAGGACGAGGAGGAGACACAGGCGCAAAACAAGGUCGUGUUCGGCUUGCUGCUCCUGCUAAUGAUAUACCCUGCUGCGUUCUUCUUCCUCUGGGCAUUCCUCUGGUACACUCCGGUAGGCGCCCUCGUUGCAGGGUUCUUGGUGUUUCUCUUCGCGAUGUACCACAAUCGGCUGAUCAACGUCUCUUAUGAUCGUGCCAAACGUCUCGUUGCCGCCUGGCGGGUCCUCGUCGGCGUCUGGGCCCCGAAGCGAUGGGACCUGUCGCUCUCCGCGGUCGCCCAGUACACCGUCCCCAGAAUUCCGCCAGAGAACCCCUGGAUAGACCGCUCCAAAGCCAAAGCGACGUCCCGGCCGGUCACACCCGCCUCGUCAUCGCCUUCCGUGACGCGAGGACCUGCCGAGUCCCCCGCUUCAUCCACGCCCACGUCGACACCCGCGGGUCCUAGCACGAGCGCGGGUUCGGGCCCAGGUAGGCGGCGGCGUCCGCCCUCGCACCGGCUCAUCCGGCAUGUCCUCCGCGCCCGCGUCGAGGCCGCCAAGGCGCUCGCCUCGCUCUUCGCGCAGCUCGAGCGUGCCCCUGAGGGCAAGCACGUCUGUGCAUCCGUGCAUCUCGCGCAAGCCUUUGGCGGGUAUGUCGAGACCCCCAAGGAACCGAGUCGCGAGACGUCGGCCGGGGUCGAGACCGUGCCCGAGCCGCAGGGUUGGCGGAGCGCGCGGGAGGUCGUCGCGUUCCUGCGCUCGCGCGGUGCCAAGUUCCGGGCGCUCGAGGCCCGGGUCGAGGGCGACUGGGCGGCGCUGAGCAGCGAGGGAGAGGGGUACGAGAGCGAGGGUGUCAGCACAUCCGAGAUGGAUGACAUCGUGUGGGUACCCCCGAGCCGGCAGUGAGGGCUGGGGCGUGUUUUGACGUCCGUGAGGUCAUGGAGCUUUUCAUACGGUAUUAUUGGAUACGAAUCGAGAACCGGUUGCACGGUCAUUUACGGGGGUCGUGCAUGCUCAUGUAUGGGAUCGUUCUCGUUUUCUUCUCACAUACUAAUCUCGCCUUACUCAUAUCUUAGGUCGGAAUGCUGUUGUACUUUCCGUUCGUUACCCUCCCCCCGUCUUCAAGCCGUGCCUGCGAUGAGUUGAGCUUACGAACCGAGUGAAUAAUGAUAUCGUU